AUGGAUAAAGAUUUUGAUCUCGAUUUGGCUUUAACGGUGGUGGGAAUUCCGGACAGCACGGCUGAGGCGCCGCGGUGUUCGACGCUUUCCGACGAGGAUGAGAUUCAAGUUCAAGAAUUUCCUAUGGUUAUAAAUUAUGAAGUUGGCCUUUGUAUAGUAUGCAUGGAAGGGUUUCAAAAAGGUGUUGAUAAUGGCAAACAAGUCCCUUGUGGCCAUAUUUUUCAUGUAAAUUGCAUUACCAAAUGGCUCUCUAUAUGUGAUUCUUGCCCUCUUUGUCGUUUGAAAGUCUCCGCCGCGCCACCUCGUCCUUGUCGGUAA
This is a messenger RNA of Nicotiana attenuata, 318 nucleotides long. Its product is annotated as E3 ubiquitin-protein ligase RING1-like. Bases 1 to 318 code for a protein of 105 amino acids. Lineage: Eukaryota; Viridiplantae; Streptophyta; Magnoliopsida; Solanales; Solanaceae. The transcript has a single exon. The record is from RefSeq and is a predicted model, not a curated record.